This is a messenger RNA of Aspergillus heteromorphus CBS 117.55, 1420 nucleotides long. RefSeq lists its product as uncharacterized. The transcript has a single exon. The record is from RefSeq and is a predicted model, not a curated record. The coding region runs from base 255 to 1319 and encodes 354 amino acids. Lineage: Eukaryota; Fungi; Ascomycota; Eurotiomycetes; Eurotiales; Aspergillaceae.
AAUCUAACCCCGCCAGAUGAACCGAGCGCUCCCAUCUCCCUCGGACAGCAGCGCUGUCAUGUUUGUGAUGGAAAGGUACAUCCCCGCGGUCUUCAGUCUUCAGUCUUCACGCGUAAAGACCAGCUAACCCGCGCCGUGCUGACAUCAGGCCCAGACGCAGCUCCCGAAGGAUCAUCCAUACAGAAUCUGAUAACGAAGAGGAGAAGCCUGUUCUGUCCGAGGCUGAACAACCACCGAACACCACCCGGGCAGAAAUGACCCCACAGAGAAACGGAAACCCCACCCCCGACCAGGACGUCGCAGUUCAAGUUGAACCAGUCCCCGUCUUCGGACCGAGGCGCCAGCUCCCCACUUAUCUGCUAGCGACGCUGGAGAAAUGGCACCGCGAGCAUGGUAACGACUUACCCGCCUGCAAAUGCGGCGGCCGCGCGCCAAUCCUCAUCUCGAAGGUGUUCGAUCGGCAGGGCCGCGAGCUGGAGCUCGCACGGUACACGGUGGUCAAGCCACGCAAGUAUGAUGUGCUGGUGCUGCAUGAGGCGGUGGGCACGGUGAGAUUCGUCCUUUGUGAUCCCCCGCAACGCACCGAGGAGGGCACAUUCCUCAGACCGUGGUCGGGGUCGCAGCACGGAGAUGAGCUGCAGCACUGCGCGGUCCGGGUGUUUGGGUCUUCCAUCGACGAUAUUGUCUAUUCGGACCUGGCGUGGGACUACUUGAAGAAGCGCAUGGCUGGAGAGACUGCCCAGAGCCGGUCGGUGUCUCGAAAUAACACCCCGCCAGAGGAGAUCGGAAGAAGACGCAUGGCGCUGGUACGUCAGUGUAAAAGAACAAGGGGAAGAGGAGGUGCGGUCACAUUACGCACACGGCAGGAAACUUCCUCCAGACGGGUACCGCCGCCCACUCAGGCUGAGAGCUCAUUGGAGGAGGAAUCGUCGGACGAUGAGGAAAAAAGCGUCGCUGCUCCCCCUCCGGCUAAGAAGCCAAAGGCCAAGGAGAUGAGUGCUUCCUCGGAAGAGACCAAGCCAGUCCAGGUCGUGUUUCGGGUCGCGCCGCUGACAUUGGGCAAACCUUGUCGAAAUAUCCCCUUGGAGGCUUGUCGGUCCCGACAGGAAUUGUUCAAAAAGGCUCAGGAUUUCUACCGAGCCCGCGACAAAAACGCCCAGAUCGAGUUUCUCGACUGUCAGAUCGAGUCCCCGCAGCGAGAGGCAUACUGCCUUGUUGAGGACAGUGAUGCCGAAUUCCUCAUGAUGGUGGAGCAGGCGCAGAGUUUAAAGGGGAAAGAGCGAGUAGUCGUGAAUGUUGUGCCUGGGAUGCAGAUGUAGGCGGAGACAUGAUCGGAUCAUAUGGGAUAGGUGUGAGCCACUCGGUGGAUAUACCGCAUAGUAACUUAUCUUCUCACCAACAUGUGGAUAUCUGAUUAUUC